CAGACAUGAAGGAUGAUCUUCCGUGUUCACCGCUUGAUGGUGCCGUUGUUUCGGUGCCGAACAGACAAUCUUCUGCAGGCUCUUCGCUACGCUGCUCAAUUCGGCGCCCUUCGCUACCGACGGUGCUCUCGCAAGAGCGGAGUUCACCAUGCCCUUAACCCAGAUCCAUACAGUGGAGUCUUUGGUUCAGACAGGGAGAAGUAUGCAAGAGAUGUUGAAGAUCUCAUUACCUUUGGAACUUCAGGGCAUGUAGCUGGUUUUAUUUCUGAAGCCAUACAGGUGAACAAGCUUCAUGAAGUGUGUUGAAGAUUUCAUAGC
Camellia sinensis is the source of this 318-nucleotide messenger RNA. Lineage: Eukaryota; Viridiplantae; Streptophyta; Magnoliopsida; Ericales; Theaceae. The record is from RefSeq and is a predicted model, not a curated record.